AUGGCUUCUAAUAUCACCAUGGAGCAUGUUGAGUCUCAAAGGGGUAGGAAUGCUAUUCUUUCUCAAUGGGGAGGCAAGAAGGUCCGUUCUUCAAGUGAGCCUAAAGUGGUUCCAAAGGAUAGAACAAGACAAGGAGACCUCGGGGCUCAUGUGUUAGGAGAACUAGAUGCUUUCAAAGAAAGCAUGCUCCAAAUCGAAGAAAAGCUUGAGAAUUCCUUGAAGCUAUUUGAGGAAGUUCGAGUUGGGUUCGAGAAGGCAAAAUCUCGACCAACCAUUAUAAGGGAGACGACAAAGAUUGAUCUCCCAAAGCCAAAGGAGUUCAAGGGCGUGAGGGACGCUCGAGAUGUGGAGAACUUCCUAUGGCAAAUGGAGAGGUACUUUGAAGGCCAAGGGGUGGUCGAAGAAGCAAUAAAGGUACGCACUACAGCUCUCUAUCUUUCUGAUAAUGCUACUUUGUGGUGGAGGAGAAAGUGCGUAGAUAUGGAGAAGGGUACUUGCAACAUAACCACAUGGAAAGAUUUCAAAAGGGAGUUGAAAAGACAAUUCUUCCCUAAGAAUGUGGUUUAUAAAGCAAGGAAGAAGUUGAGGGAGUUGAAGCACAAGAGUACGAUUAGCGACUACCUAAAGGAGUUUACUACUCUCACACUUCAAAUCCCCAACUUAGCAUCAGAGGAUGCAUUGUUCUUCUUCAUUGAUGGACUCCAACCUUGGGCAAAGCAAGAACUACAAAGAAGGAAUGUUAAGGAUGUCGAUGAGGCCAUCGUGGUGGCCGAAUCACUCAUUGAGUAUCAUAGGGGAGACUCUAAACCCAACUCUUCUUCCAAGCCUAGUUCUACUAAAGGGACUUUGGCAUCUAUCGUCGAGGAACGAGAGGCCCAAACUCAAGUAACUGAAUGUGUUGGAUCCAUCCAACACAUAAAUGCUGUGAAGGGCAAAGAGGCAAGCACUGCAGAAAAGAAAGGCUUGAUGUAUGUCAAAGCCUUUAUCAAUGAAAAACCUGUCAUGGCUAUGAUCGACACUGGUGCUACACACAACUUCAUCACGCCUGAUGAAGCAAAGAGACUUGGGUUGAAGAUCACCGAAAAGAAUGGCUGGUUCAAACCCGUGAAUACCAAGGGUGAACCCCUUAAGGGAGUAGCAAAAAAGGUUGAGAUGACUCUUGGUUCUUGGAAGGGCCUUGUGGAUUUCUCAGUAGCACCCAUGGACGAUUUUAAAAUAGUCAUCGGGCUCGAUUUUCAAAGGAAGGAAAAUAUAAUACCUAUGCCAUACUACGAUGUGAUAUGCAUCAUGGAGAAAGGGUCUCCAUGCAUGGUCCCUACAAUCCCUAAAGUUGGCGGACCACCGAUACUGUCUGCUAUGCAACUCAAGAAAGGGUUCAAGAAGGGAGAGAUUACAUAUUUGACUCUAUUGCAAGAGGAGUCAACAUCCGAAAGAGAAGACGUUCCUCCCAAAAUCAAGGAAGUCCUUGAAGAAAAUAAGGAUGUGAUGCCUCCCGAGUUGCCAAAACAACUACCACCUAGGAGGAAGGUGGACCACAAGAUUGAAUUGGAGACAGGAGCAAAGCUGCCCGCCUCAACACCUUAUAGGAUGGCACCGCCAGAACUCGAGGAGUUGAAGAAGCAACUCAAGGAUUUGCUAGAUGUUGGGUUCAUCCGUCCAUCAAAGGCACCUUAUGGCGCACCAGUCUUAUUUCAAAAGAAGCAUGAUGGUUCAUUGAGACUAUGCAUCGACUAUCGAGCACUGAACAAGGUUACCAUCAAGAACAAAUACCCAAUUCCUUUGAUAGCCGAUUUGUUUGAUCAACUUGGUAGAGCCAAGUGGUUUUCAAAGCUAUAUUUGAGGUCAGGAUAUCACCAAGUGAGAAUUGCGGAUGGUGAUGAGCCUAAGACCACGUGUGUCACGAGGUAUGGAUCGUAUGAGUGGUUGGUGAUGCCUUUUGGCUUGAUCAAUGCUCCUGCGACCUUCUGUACCUUGAUGAACGAGAUCUUUCGACUUUACCUUGAUUGGUUUAUAGUGGUCUGCUUGGAUAACAUCGUUGUCUAUAGCAAUACUUUGGAGGAACAUGAAAAGUGUUCCUUUGCAAGGGACGAAGUCCACUUCUUGGGACACAUCAUUAAAGGUGGAACUCUCUGCAUAGAUCAAGGAAAGGUGAAGGCUAUCAAAGAGUGGGAGCCACCAAACAAAGUAUCUGAAUUGAGGUCAUUUCUUGGAUUGGCUAAUUACUAUCGGAGGUUUAUCAAGGGAUACUCCACCAAGGCUGCACCAUUAACUGAUCUUCUCAAGAAGAAUCACUCUUGGAAAUGGUCAAAGGAGUGUCAAAAGGCUUUUGAUGAGUUGAAGGCUGCUAUCACAGAAGGACCAGUACUAGCACUAUCCGACUACUUAAAGGUGUUUGAAGUCCACACUGAUGCUUCUGACUACGCUAUUGGAGGAGUUCUGAUGCAAGAAGGACAUCCUAUUGCCUUUGAGAGUCGCAAGUUGAAUGAUACAGAUAGGCGAUACACUGUCCAAGAGAAGGAGAUGACCGCGGUGGUGCACUGCAAGACUAAUGUGGUAGCAGAUGCGCUGAGUCGCAAGGCUGAGUUGGCAGCCAUUUAUAUGGUUGAAGGAGAUAUUGUGCAUACCAUCAAAGAAGGGUUGCAUCACGAUCCAUUAGCCAAGAAGUUGGUGGAGUUGGCUAGAGAAGGGAAGAGCCCUGGAGCUUAUCAUAUGAUUAAGUCAUGGGAAGAACAAGCAGAUGUUACUCGUUCUUACCUCGACAAAGCUGCAAAGAGGAUGAAGAAAUGGGCAGAUAAGAAGAGGAGGCAUACAAGCUAUCAAGUGAGAGAUAAGGUAAUGAUUAAACUUCUUCCACAACAAUUCAAAGCCUUUCGCAAGGUUCAUAAGGGUUUAAUCCGCAAAUACGAAGGGCCAUUUGAGAUCAUUGGACGUAUUGGGGAGGUUGCUUACAAAGUACAACUCCCUCCCUCUAUGAAGAUCCACCCGGUCUUCCAUGUGAGUAUGCUUAAACCAUAUCAUGAAGACCAAGACGAACCAAGUAGAGGUAACUCGAGUCGUGCUCUGCCCGUGGUGAUUAGAUCCUUUGAAAAAAAAUCGAAGAGAUCUUAG
Messenger RNA from Arachis duranensis, 3108 nucleotides. RefSeq lists its product as uncharacterized. The transcript has 6 exons. Lineage: Eukaryota; Viridiplantae; Streptophyta; Magnoliopsida; Fabales; Fabaceae. The record is from RefSeq and is a predicted model, not a curated record. The coding region runs from base 1 to 3108 and encodes 1035 amino acids. Gene Ontology annotation, biological process: proteolysis. Gene Ontology annotation, molecular function: aspartic-type endopeptidase activity.